GAAGCUGACACACACAGACCAACACAGACAGACACAGACCUCGGCUGACAGGAGGGCGGGGGACAGAGGAGGCACUGAGAGAGAAGGCAGACAGAGGUGCGGUGAGGAGGGGAGAGAGAGGGAGAGGCAGAGGCAGAGAAGGGGUGGGCAAGGGAGAGGACAGAACCGGGAGAGGGAAGGGGGAAAGACAGGGAGAGAGAGGAGAGAGGCAGACAGACCGACGGGUGGACCUUGGGGUUGACCAUGGGGAGGGCGGUGGGCAUCUGAGUGGGGCUUGGGGGGGCAGACCCGGCUCCCCCUCACCCCCCCCACCCCCUCGGGACCCCUCUAGUCCAGGAGGCAGGGGGGAUGGCGGAUUCGUGCAGGAACCUCACCUACGUGCGGGACUCGGUGGGCCCAGCCACCAGCACCCUGAUGUUCGUGGCGGGCGUGGUGGGCAACGGGCUGGCACUAGGCAUCUUGGGGGCGCGGCGACGGUCACGCCCCUCGGCCUUCACCGUGCUGGUCACCGGACUGGCCGUCACCGACCUGCUGGGCACUUGCUUCCUGAGCCCCGCGGUGUUCGUGACCUACGCCCGCAACAGCUCGCUGCUGGGCCUGGCCCGGGGCCGCCCCACGCUCUGCGACACCUUCGCCUUCGCCAUGACCUUCUUCGGCCUGGCCUCCACGCUCAUCCUCUUCGCCAUGGCCGUGGAGCGCUGCCUGGCGCUCAGCCACCCCUACGUCUACGCCCAGCUGGACGGGCCGCGCUGCGCCCGCCUCGCCCUGCCUGCCGUCUACGCCUUCUGCACCUUCUUCUGUUCGCUGCCCCUGCUGGGCCUGGGCCAACAUCAGCAGUACUGCCCGGGGAGCUGGUGCUUCAUCCGGAUGCGCGCCACGGAGCCGGGCGGCUGCGCCUUCUCGCUGGCCUACGCCAGCCUCGUGGCCCUGCUGGUGGCCGCCAUCGUCCUCUGCAACAGCUCCGUCACCCUGAGCCUCUGCCGCAUGUAUCGCCGGCAGAGGCGCCACCAGGGCUCGCUGGUGCCCGGGCCCCGGGCGGGAGAGGACGAGGUUGACCACCUGAUUCUGCUGGCUCUCAUGACGGGCAUCAUGGCCGUGUGCUCCCUGCCUCUCACGGUCCGAGGCUUCACCCAGGCCAUCGCCCCGGACAGCAGCGAGGUGGGGGACCUCCUGGCCUUCCGGUUCAACGCCUUCAACCCCAUCCUCGACCCCUGGGUCUUCAUCCUCUUCCGCAAGGCUGUCUUCCAGAGGCUCAGGACCUGGUUGUGCUGCCUGUGCCCCAGGCCUGCCCACGGCGACUCGCAGACACCCCUCUCCCGGCCCGCCUCGGGGAGGAAGGACUCAAGGGCCCCCACUGCUCUUGGGGGGAAGGAGGAGAGAUGGGUGCCCCUGUCAGCCUGGGGCGAGGGGCGGGGGGGACGCUUACCCCAGGCACAGCGAUCCGCCAGCACCACGGGAACGUCAUCCAAAGAGGGGUCGGCGGCAGCCUGCUCCCUCUGCUGACCUGGCUGCCGCGAUCUCCUGCCCUGUGUCCCGGAAGCAGGAGCCGGACACACAGGGGCGACACGGCUGCUGGUGGAUAAGCGGGGAUGAGUUUCGGGGGUCCUUGUCUGCUGGAAUCUCGACCCCCUGAAUGCGGGGGGUGAUCAGCUGCUAUUCCCCUAUGUCUCCUUCUUCAGGGUGGCCACGGCAGGCUCUGGGAGAAGAGGGAGGGACAGAGGGGACGUUUGUCCUGGAACACAAAAAGAACAGGUCUCUCAAAAUAACUGGGGGCCUGGCCGGCCCGCUCUGGUCCUCGCUUGCCCAUCUAUCUCACUGUCUAAAUAUUUAGAGGGCGGGAAAGUUCCCAGAAGCUUCUGUGCACUCAGGUCUGCUCUGGUUCAGGUUCUGGCUCUGAUCCUCAUCCCUUCGGGGUGCUUGGCUGGCCCGCCCCCAAACCCCAGGGGACAUCCCUGCCCUCUCCCAGGCCACUCCAAAAGCCACCCUCUCUGCUGCCUGAUGAGAACCAGAGAUUCUUGGACAAGCUCCCUGCCUCCCCUCACUCCUGAUUUCCCAUCAGACGUGGAAGAGAUGGGGCGGGGGGGGGGGGGACCGGAGGAAGGAGAGAUUGUCAUAUGCUAGGUGGCACUCCGGACACGUGCCUGGGAAGCUGCAUGGCUUGGUGGCCUGCGAGAUGUGGACUGCGGGGGCGGGAGCCCGGGUGCCGGCGGAGACGAGGGCGGCCCGAAGACAAAGGCACGGGAGUUACAGAUCCCAGGGACCACCCGGGCACAGGGACGCAGACCCAAGUCCCUGUGCCUGUCCCUGAGUAAACAGCCGCCUGCUUACUUACAAAGCCUGACCUCAGCUCAUGUGUCCUCGGAGCCCUCGCAAAAAUGUCAUUGAUUCAUUCCACAAAUAGCGGGCACUGACUCUGCAGGUAUUGGAGACCCUAGACCAGUCUCUGCCCCGCCCCGGGACUCCGCUGGGGUGAUCGCCAGCCUUCUGGCUUCUGGCUUCAUGGCCUUCGCCUGCUCACAGAGAGGCGGGGGGGGGGG
This is a messenger RNA of Acinonyx jubatus (cheetah), 2537 nucleotides long. It is a transcript of the gene PTGIR, whose product is annotated as prostaglandin I2 receptor. The transcript is spliced from 2 exons. Gene Ontology annotation, biological process: negative regulation of smooth muscle cell proliferation; positive regulation of cytosolic calcium ion concentration; adenylate cyclase-activating G protein-coupled receptor signaling pathway. NCBI's taxonomy places the organism in Eukaryota, Metazoa, Chordata, Mammalia, Carnivora, Felidae. The record is from RefSeq and is a predicted model, not a curated record. Gene Ontology annotation, molecular function: prostacyclin receptor activity. Gene Ontology annotation, cellular component: plasma membrane. The coding region runs from base 349 to 1503 and encodes 384 amino acids.